CGCAUCUUCGACAUCAACAAUUAACAUCACCAUCCACAGCACAGUCAACUACACAUAAUCAAAAUGGCCCCUCCUUCGCAGCUCGCAAUCGCUACCUCGGCUGUUAACCGCCUUGUCAAGGAAGAGGCAAGCUACCACAAGGAGCUCGAACAUCAGCAAGUUCGCAUCGAAAAGCUCAAGCAGGCUAGCAGUGACGAAGAAAAUGCCGAAUGGAACCUGAAGCAGGAGAACAGAGCCCUUGAGGAGACCAAGGCCAUGUUCCCCCAACUUCGCAAGCGCAUCCAGGAAUCGUUGGCCAAGCUUGAGCAGCAACUCGAACAGGGUGAACAGAACAACCCCGAAGAGAUCACAAAGGCAAAGGAGGCUGUGGCAUCUGCCUUGACUGCUAUCAGAGAGACCUCGUAGGAGGAUCGCUCCUUGAACACUAAUGUAAAUACUCAAAAGCAUAAACGAGAUUCAUGAUGACCA
Messenger RNA from Aureobasidium pullulans EXF-150, 468 nucleotides. RefSeq names its product tubulin binding cofactor A. NCBI's taxonomy places the organism in Eukaryota, Fungi, Ascomycota, Dothideomycetes, Dothideales, Saccotheciaceae. The coding region runs from base 64 to 405 and encodes 113 amino acids. Gene Ontology annotation, biological process: post-chaperonin tubulin folding pathway; tubulin complex assembly. The record is from RefSeq and is a predicted model, not a curated record. The transcript has 3 exons. Gene Ontology annotation, molecular function: beta-tubulin binding. Gene Ontology annotation, cellular component: microtubule cytoskeleton; cytosol.